Cyprinodon variegatus (sheepshead minnow) is the source of this 882-nucleotide messenger RNA. Its product is annotated as nucleoredoxin-like protein 1. The transcript has 4 exons. Gene Ontology annotation, cellular component: mitochondrion. Gene Ontology annotation, biological process: photoreceptor cell maintenance. NCBI's taxonomy places the organism in Eukaryota, Metazoa, Chordata, Actinopteri, Cyprinodontiformes, Cyprinodontidae. The record is from RefSeq and is a predicted model, not a curated record. The coding region runs from base 178 to 882 and encodes 234 amino acids.
GAGAAUGUGAUUUUGAAUAACAGACUGGGACUUGGUCUAAGUUGCAUCAAGAGAGACUUUCAAAGAAAAAUAAAACCCAGGUUUGAAUGUUGUUCUGUGUCGGAUCUGCUGCCUUGAGGGGAGAUAAUAUAGUCAGUUUCUCUGUUCCUGCUCUGGCUUCCUCCCUGUCAUCUCAUCAUGGUGGACCUGUUUGUUGAUCGGGUGCUUGUGAAGAACAACAAGGAUCAGGAUGAGUUGGACACAGAGCGUGAGAUCGUCAUGCGCCUGCAAAACCGAAUCCUGAUGCUCUUCUUUGCCUCUGCUGAGUCUGAGACCUGCCAACAGUUUGCCCCCACGCUCCAUGACUUCUUCAAACAGCUGACUGAUGAGUUCUACGUGGAGCGCGCCGCUCAGCUGGUUCUUCUCUACAUCAGUCUGGAUCAAACAGAGGAACAGCUUGAAAACUUCCUAAAGGAGCUCCCAAAGAAGUCGCUGUUCCUCGCUUAUGAGGAUCCAUACAGGAGGGAGCUGGAGGCCAUGUUUAAUGUGAAGGAGGUGCCCACAGUGGUGGUCCUGCGUCCCGACUGCUCCAUCCUGACCCCCAACGCAGUGGAGGAGAUCACCCAGAUGGGUCCAGACUGCUACCGCAACUGGCACGAGGCAGCCGAGCUCAUCGAAAGAAACUUCCUCUCAAAGGAGGACUUUGAGGACAAGUCCAUGCGCAGCUUUAGCGACCCUGUCAGAAGACUCAAGUACAAGGUGGAGGAUGAGAAGAAAAAGGAGAAAAAGAAGAAGAAGAAGAAAAACAGAGGUUGGGGUGGAGGAGGUGAUGACGGGGAUGAAGCUGAGGCCGGAGGAGGAGGAGGAAGAGAUGAUAAGGAUGGAGGAGGGUCCAUGUGGUGA